This is a messenger RNA of Ostrea edulis (European flat oyster), 4146 nucleotides long. Its product is annotated as beta-1,3-galactosyltransferase 5-like. Gene Ontology annotation, molecular function: hexosyltransferase activity. The coding region runs from base 638 to 1756 and encodes 372 amino acids. Lineage: Eukaryota; Metazoa; Mollusca; Bivalvia; Ostreida; Ostreidae. The record is from RefSeq and is a predicted model, not a curated record. The transcript has 2 exons. Gene Ontology annotation, cellular component: membrane.
UCUCCCGAGCUCUAGAUAUUACACAUUUACCACUUCAGAUUACUGUUUUAUAAUUCAUGUUAUUUAUGCGAUCUCGGGGAAUAGUUAGAAUAAAUCAGGCGUGGAACAAGCCUCCCCGGGCCUUGAAGAGUCUACACAUGCCUCGUGCCCGUGUACGCUUGGCCAUGUUUUUAUGUCGAUGUAAGCUAUCCCUCCCCGACUCAUAUUCCAAUUCUAUAACAAAAGGAAACAUUCCUUUCAACUCUGUAACAAAAAGGAGAGGGUUUUUAUCUUUCAUUUAUGUUGUAUAACGAAUAUACCUGUUUGUCAAAGGUUAAAAUCACUGUAUCUUCUACAGUGUAUCUUCUAUCACAGAUCAUUUAAGGGAAGUGCGUCUUGUAAACGGUUCCCUUGACGUUGCUCCGUUGAAAUGAGGUAGGCGAUUGGAAUAACUGCUUACAUAAAGGAAAAAACAACAACAAAUAAACAACCGACAAAACUCGAGGCACCCGGAAAUUAUUAAAGGAGAGCGGAUUCUAGACGGCUGAUGUGUUUCUAUUGGUAAAUUAUCCUCCUAUAUCUUUCGAAACUUGAUGAGCUGGAUUUAACACGACAGAUGUGGUUUGUCGAACGUUGAUGACAUCCUCAUAAGAACAGAAUGUGGGAUACGGUGAUGCGCACACUCAGGAAAAUCUUGUGCUCGGGAUGUGGUAUCGUGAACAUAGUGUACCUGACAACAACUUUAUCAGUGAUAUUAUUCCUCCAGCUGUUUUAUGUGAAUCAACAACUGAAAUCAGUUGUUCCCAUCGCCAAAAACAUGCAGAAAGAUAUCCGUUUCAUUCUUUCUUUCCGUAGUCUUGAUACCAGCGUAUCGUCGACAACACAUCCCACCACAAGUCACACGCCAGUAAUCGACAUUCAGAAGUUCGUCUUUAAACGCCCGGAUGCAUGUCAAGGGUGUUUUGUGCAUAAUUACACGUAUAUUUUGGAUAAUGAGAAUAUUUGCAGCACGGAUGAAGGGAAACAGCCUGUCCAAAUCUUGGUUCUUAUUUCUACAACUCACAGAAACACGGAACGAAGGAAGGCCUUGCGUGACACGUGGUUGUCUGUGGCAAGGAAAAACAUGGGUGACGUCAGGUACGCGUUUCUGCUUGGAACAGUGUCUGACGCAACGACACAGGUUGCUUUAGAAACCGAGAGCGCCACCUAUAGGGACAUAAUCCAAGAAGACUUUGUAGAUAGCUACAACAAUCUUACAUUAAAGACCAUGAUGGCUUUCAAAUGGGCCAGCAAAAACUGCAAAAAUGCCAAGUUCUUUAUGAAAACGGACGAUGACAUGUUUGUGAAUCUAAACUCUCUAAAAAAUACGGUUAGGAAUUACAGCAUUGCUCUUCAACAUUCAAUUGGAGGAUUCUGUAACCUCACUCGUGAACCUGUCCGACUUAAUUCAUCUAAAUGGUACGCAUCGUACGCGAUGUACCCCCAUAAGAAAUAUCCUAAAUAUUGUUCGGGCACGGGGUACGUGACCAGCCUUGGUGUUGUCGGGAAGGUUUAUAAAGUUUCCAAAAAUAUUCCAUUCUUUUAUUUAGAGGAUGUCUUUGUGUCCAUGUGUAUGAAGAAGCUCGGAUUAGAUAUGAUACAUUUACCCGGAUUUCACGCCGAUUUUCAAAAACCUGGAUGUGUGUAUAAAACUAAUAAACUAGUGACGUCACAUCGACUUACACCAAAACUCCUACGGAAAAUAUGGAAUAAUAGCGCGUGCGACGACCCUGGGUAGACUGUUACAAGUGUUAUGAUUACAAGUGCGAAUUGUCAAUAUAUUGCCAAUCUAUCCCCCAACGAAAUACUCCCCAAAAUCGUACAAGUGGUUGACGCUACAAACCACAAAAGCAAAAGUGGUGCAUUUAGAGAAUAUCCUUCGGAGGUCCAGGGAGUCGAACAAGCAAUAAUUAUAUUCUCCAACAUUAGCGACAAUGGGUCGAUGGUUUCCGGUGUAAACGGGUGAUUGUAGUUAAUAUCUAUGCAGCUAUUCACAUUUCUAUAUGUUUAUUUACGUUAUAUGUGUGGAUUGACGUUGAUAUAUUACUAAGUACUUGCCACUUAGUCAUGAAAUAAAUCUCUCUCUCUCUCUCUCUCUCUCUCUCUCUCUCUCUCUCUCUCUGACCUGUAAGGUAAAACCAAAAUCACUGACUUCACCAGUUUACCAGAUUCUGAUCUCCAUGUACUCGUUUGAUCAUUUCUAUAUUAAAACUUGUUUGCUUUUUUUUUUACCUGCUAAUCUACUAUAUUUUCCUACGCUUUGUACGCACCCUUCAUGGCCGAACAGUUCAUCUGUUUACUUAGGCCAUGAUAAGACAGUAACCUAGUUAAGUUUUCUCCUGCACAAGACGUGAUCAAUGCGGGUAUGCCGCAUGAUUAUUUGACUGUGUUGAUUGCUUUUCGUUUGUUUCAUGAACGUUGGUCUACUGUCAUUUUGACUCCCACAUUUUUUCACAGUGUUUGAUACGUAAUCGUACUGGGUACGAGUUGACUUUUUUCCCAGUGCUUAAUAAUUUUACUCCUCCUAGGCACCCGACCCCACCUCUGGUGUGUCCAGGGGUCCGUGUUUGCCCAACUAUCUAUUUUGUAUUGUUUGUAGGAGUUAUGAGAUUGAUCACUGUUCAUUAUCUUCACCUUUCAUUGGGUACGAGUUGACUUUUUUUCCAGUGCUUAAUAAGGAAUCAUACUGGGUACGAGUUGACUUUUGCGCUGAUGACCAUCAGGUGGCAGGGGACGGUUUCUUUGGUUCUGAAACAUGUGGGUAGGGGGUAUAUAUCAAAGUCAGAUUAUGACAGACUAAUGAAAAAUCAUAUUUCCCUUUUUAAAUUUAUGUCAGUACUUGUAUUUCAUAUUGGUGUAGUUAAUAAAUUAUGACCCUAAAUUACAUGCAAUCUAGAAAUACUGGUGCUGGUGCACAAAACAUGCUCUGAACAGGGUCCCCUUUUCUGCUUUGAUUUUCUCUCAUUUGGGCUAAUCCGCACCCCCCCCCCCCCACCACACACACACACACACCAUCACAGUACCAAGCAUGGGGAUUUAGACACUGUGCACAAUCAAGAACCCAAUCUGCCCUUUUAAAAAAUCUACCAUUCAUAUGGGGCCAUCCACCUUCCCUCUCAGCUACGGACCUUUUGCUGGACCAUGCAUGUUUUCACCGGAAUUUCUUCAGGAACUGACCACGUGUCUUAGUUUCGUAUUUGCACCCAUUUCUAUGCUAGGAAUCAUGGUCACACCUACAUGUUGUAUAUAGUUCAUUGAUUAACAAGCCAAAAAACAAUAAACAAGUAAUUAAUGGUACAUAUACGUUUAUAGGUUUAAUAAAAGGGUUUUGUACAUAUUUUACUUUUGUAAAUUGACAAUAUAUGUAUAUUUGUUCGUGUCUUAGAGAUAAGCGUUCGUUAUUAUAUGUUUUAAUAUUUAGUAGAAGAUUUAUUUGAAGUAUCCUUCACGAAUUUCAAUUCACAAAUACAAUUAGUUAUUAUAUAUCAUAGUUAUAAUAUAUUAUAUUCUUGGAGCACUGGUGAUGUUCACGUAUUUGAAACAUAAAAUUAUUGAUAAUAUAAAAAAUUACGCCAUCUGGAUUUGCAGAAUAUGAGGACACUUCAAUCGAUGACUCUAAUACCUGUCGUAUUGCAUGCAUUACUUUGGACUAUCGUUUUAAAGGGACUGAUUCACGACUUCCCCCAAAAUUGUCUUUUUCGCUUUUAAUGAUCAAAAUCUACUGUCUGAUGUGUUUAAAAGAUUUCACAUCAAAAUUAAGGUUAUCAAUUAUCACAGAAGCUGUUUUGUAAACAAAGAUUGGGGUAUGUUAUUGUUUACGAAAUUUUCAAAAGAAAUGGAUAUCGAUCUAAGUUUAUUAUAUCUUUCACAUUUCAAGCAUUAAAAUUUGUAAUUAUGCAAAAUUAAGAUGCUCUAUAUUACAAAAUCAAUAUUUCACUUGUUUGUUUGUAUACAUGAGUAAACAGUUCUCGAGAGGGACGUUUGAUAGUAUAAGACUGACAAUCCAGAUGUUUGUAUGUACAUUUGAUAAUCAUUGUAUUGUUUAUUACCAAGAACCAUACAGUUCAUAGGUUUAACGUUUUGACAUAGAACAAAUAAACAUGAAUAUAAACAGAGGUUAUUCAUAAA